AUGUAUGUGUCUUUUAUUUAUGCUGCUUCAAAUUAUCUUGAUAGAAGAGAUUUAUGGGAUAAUCUGAAGAAACAUAAGUUGGUGGUUAAAAAGGAUGCUUGGGGAUUAUUAGGAGAUUUUAAUGUUGCUUUAAAACCUUCGGAAUAUUCUGAAGGAUGUUCUAAAACUCCUAAAGGUGUGGAGGACUUUAUUGAAUGUAUUAACUGUUUAGAAGUUGAGGACCUGAAUUCGUCUGGAUUUCAAUUUACAUGGAAUAAAACUCCUGCUGGGAGUAUGGGCCUGUUGAAGAAACUUGAUAGAGUGAUGUCAAAUUUGAAAUUUGUUUCGGAUUAUCCUUUGGCUCAUGCUGUGUUUAAACCUUAUAGAAUUUCAGAUCAUUGUCCUGCUGUUCUUAAUAUUCCAAUGAGCAAAAUGAGAUGGCGACCUUCUUUCAGAUUUGCUAAUUUUAUUACUGAGAAGGAAGAAUUUUUACCAAUGGUUAAGGAAGUUUGGGAUGAAAACAUUGAAGGGUUUUAUAUGUUCAAGGGUUGUCAGAUCCUUAAAAAGCAUUGUAGGGUUCUUUGUAAUAACUACAGAGGAUAUGGGAAGCGUAUUAAAGAGCUAAGGAAAAAUCUGGAAAGUAAACAGGUGGAAAUUGAUUGUAAUCCUUAUGAUUAUAAGGUCAGGAAUGAGCAUGCUGAUAUUUUGUUCAAAUUUAAUGAGGCUUGUAAUGAUGAAGAGCGGCUUUUAUUCCAGAGGUCUAAAAUAAAAUGGAUUCAAGAAGGGGAUUAUAAUACUAAGUUUUUUCAUAGUAUUGUGAAGAGCAGGGGCAAUAAAAAUAGAAUUAUGAUGGUUUUGGAUGAAGAUGGAAGAUAG
This is a messenger RNA of Lactuca sativa (garden lettuce), 855 nucleotides long. Lineage: Eukaryota; Viridiplantae; Streptophyta; Magnoliopsida; Asterales; Asteraceae. The record is from RefSeq and is a predicted model, not a curated record.